AUGGCGCGCUCCAAAACACUCCGCGCUCCAUCAACAGCCAGCCUCCCAAACAACCUUCGCAUCCCCUCGACAACCCCCUCGCUCACCAAAUCCCUCGGCAAACACUCCCGCCAAGCCCUCCUAGAUCUAGCCCUGACCUGGCUGGACGACCGCAACAUCACCUCCUUCCCUCCAUACCUGCAAUCCAACGCCCGAAAUGACACCAACGACGAAGAAACCCUCCCAUAUCCAGCCGCAGAAACAGUCGAAGACGUCCGCCAGGCCUACACAGAUCUCCAAGAUCGCAAAGGUGGAAAGCGCGAGGUCCUGGAAAGAAUACUAGAGGGCGACUGGCGUCAUGGGAUCACGCUGCGCCAACUCGCAAUGGCAGACCUACGCUACAUGGACGAUCACCCUUCCAGCUUGCGAUGGACAGCCCUGGAACUCAGUCGCAUCGAUGCUAGACAGAAGAAGCCAGUCGAUGGCCACCUACCGGAUUGGUCGGCCUGUAUCCCACGCACACAAGCGGCGACUUUCGUUAGAGCCCUCCAACAAGAAAUCUCCCCGCUAGUCAAAGCACACUUCCAUCUCUCCCGCUCAACAACCCUCCCCCUAACAUUCCUCCGCAUCUUCAUCCUCGACAGCCCCUACCAAGCACCCAGACAGUCUCCGCAGAUCUUCGCCGACUCCUCGCGCGUCAUUUACGUCGCCUUCCCGGACAGUUGUCCCUUCAUAUACACCUCCUUGUCCACAUCAACGGGCUCCAAGCCCGCGCCAUCCACGAGCUCGGUGGCCACCGACCCCCGGAGUUUACAGCGGUUGGUCCGCGACGCGGUUCCAAAGGCUCUUUCCCGUCCGCAUGAGCGGUACACGCUUAAAGCCACCGCGCUAGCGGCGAAGAAUUUGCCCACGUUACUUGCGCUGCGUGGUCCGGGGAGGACGACUGCGGCGAAUGGCGCUUUUAGUAUCUUUGCUGAUGCGGCGAUUGAGGGGAGUCCGUUGGAUCCGCGGCCGUCGAAUACGGUCUCGGCGGAGGAGUAUAUGUCUGGGGGUGUGAAUGGUUUGUCGAUGGAGGAUAAAGAGAAUCUGGAUCAGCCCAACGGUGUGAGUAAUACGUUGAAACGGCACACUGCCAGUGGUGACGGCGCCGGGGACGGUCAGGACGGCCCCCUUCUUUCUCCGACAUCCAAAAAACGACGACUCGUGACACACUCGCGAUUCGGUACAGCCGGCGGCUCGCAGGCCCCUGCACCCCUCGACCGCCUCGAUAUCAGACUUUUAGAUGUACCGUCUACCACCAACACGGCGGAUCCUACGACCACUGCAACUGCAUCCGCUACGCAACCUACAAUAUCGCUGACAUUCACGGGCUCCGACGUUAUUGGGGGAAUCCGCACACUCGCCGAGCUAGGCGUUAUCGAUCCCGAGCGAAUGCCGUCCUGGAUGACGGGCGAAGAAGGCGUUAGCAUGGCGGUUGUACGUGGCGGGAAGCGAUUGAAAAGCUCUGUCUGA
Penicillium daleae is the source of this 1491-nucleotide messenger RNA. RefSeq names its product CENP-N/CHL4 family protein. Gene Ontology annotation, biological process: CENP-A containing chromatin assembly; chromosome segregation. Bases 1 to 1491 code for a protein of 496 amino acids. The record is from RefSeq and is a predicted model, not a curated record. The transcript has a single exon. Lineage: Eukaryota; Fungi; Ascomycota; Eurotiomycetes; Eurotiales; Aspergillaceae.